AUGACCGCUGUUCAACUGAAGUUCUCUCUCCGGACUUCCUCCAACGUCAAGACCGUCCAUCUGCUCGGCUCCUGGGAUAACUACUCUCGUCAAAUUCCUCUUUCCCGGGAUGAUUCCAAGCCAGGCUCAUGGGUUGGCAAGUUCCGCUUCCAGACGUCGAUGCUGAAGCUAGGUGGUCGGUACUGGUACUACUAUAUCAUGGAUGGAUACCAUGUCUCUCACGAUCCCGCCGUCGAAUACACCGUUGAGCCCACCACUGGCCGUAAACUCAACAUCCUCGAUGUCCCCGGCGGCAAGAGCUCCAACCCUGCUCCCAAGACACGCCGAGGUUCCAACGACGUCGUCAAGGGCCGAGCUCUGUCUCCAUCCAAGAUCCACCACCCCAAGCCUUCCAAGCCCUACGCCUCUCGACAGAUCCGGGAGACCGACUUUGCUCCCACCAUGGAGGACCUGACCAGGCGCUUUGCCGGCUCCCGCAUGUCUGACGAGUACUCGUACUCCAACAGCCCCCCCAGCUCCGUCGGCUCUUCCCUGUCAUCUCGGUCUUCGGGCACCACCUCGCCGUCGUCCUUGUCUUCUAUGAGUGACCCACCCACCCCGAUCUGCCGCUGUGAACGGUACGGCAUCACUCGCAAGGGUGACCGCGUCAAGCUCGACUGCGGUGGCAGCCGCUGUGGCUAUGUCACCGAGUCUUCAGAGGCCAGCUGCUCCGAGUCUGACAGCGAUGAGGAAUACCGCCGGGCUCGUACUGCAGUGCGCCGUCAAGGCAUCGUUGUGCGCAGAUAA
This is a messenger RNA of Aspergillus fischeri NRRL 181, 786 nucleotides long. RefSeq names its product GTP-binding protein EsdC (gene esdC). Bases 1 to 786 code for a protein of 261 amino acids. The record is from RefSeq and is a predicted model, not a curated record. The transcript is spliced from 2 exons. NCBI's taxonomy places the organism in Eukaryota, Fungi, Ascomycota, Eurotiomycetes, Eurotiales, Aspergillaceae.